This is a messenger RNA of Lactuca saligna, 903 nucleotides long. Lineage: Eukaryota; Viridiplantae; Streptophyta; Magnoliopsida; Asterales; Asteraceae. The record is from the annotation of a GenBank genome assembly.
UAUAUUAUGAUAAUAGUAUUUUAGAUAUUUAAAUAAAAUAAUAACCUUGGCUCUAGUAUACCAAGUGUCCACGAAGUAUGUUUUUCAAGCACAUAUCUCCCUCUCUUUUUGGCUCUGCAGAAAAAGAAUCAAACAAUGGAGGUGAACGACGCGAUUGCGCCGUUUGUUUUGAAGACUUACCAAAUGGUAAACGAUCCGUCGUCGGAUUAUCUCAUCCGGUGGGGGAAAGCCGACAACAGCUUCAUCGUCGUCGACUCCUCACGUUUCUCUCAAUGCCUCUUGCCUGCAUUCUUCAAGCACAGCAAUUUCUCCAGUUUCAUACGCCAAUUAAAUACUUAUGGAUUCAGAAAAGUGGAUCCUGAUAAAUGUGAAUUCGCGAAUGAGUGGUUUUUGAGAGGACAGGUACAUUUACUGAAGAACAUAGGAAGGAAAAAGCAGAGUAAUAUCAGAGGGAAUGUUAACGAUGAGGAAGAUGAAAUGGUGGUGGAGAUUGCGAGAUUGAAGGAGGAGCAGAAGGUAUUGGAGAAGGAGAUGAUAGGGAUGAGAAAGCGGCUUGAGGCGACGGAGCGACGGCCGAAGCAAAUCAUGGCGUUAUUGUGUCAAGUGGCUGAAGAUCCGCAGAUCUUGACGCGUAUGAUGCUCGAGACGAAACAAAAACGGUUGGUGGAGAAGAAAAGGCAACGGACGUCGCCGGCGUCGUCGAGUAGCGUUGCGAAUUCGGUUAAAUCUGAUGAAUGUGAGGUGUCCGAAUCGUUUGCUGAGGGAGCGUUGUUUUGGCGGUCGUCGACGGUGGCAGAUGCACCGAUGAUGAGGUUUCCGACGAACAAGGCCGGUGGUGGCGGUGGUAGCUUUGAUACUGACCAUGGAAGCGGGCCGGUAGGUUCAGAUAUGGGUGUGAUUUAG